This is a messenger RNA of Globicephala melas (long-finned pilot whale), 5414 nucleotides long. It is a transcript of the gene FEM1B, whose product is annotated as fem-1 homolog B. The record is from RefSeq and is a predicted model, not a curated record. Gene Ontology annotation, molecular function: protein binding. Lineage: Eukaryota; Metazoa; Chordata; Mammalia; Artiodactyla; Delphinidae.
GCCGAAGUGGGGAUGGGCCGCCUUCGCGCAGCAGAACCUUUCUUCAUCGGGCCUCGUUCGCCGGCCGGUCUGCUUUGGAAGAGACACCCCACUUAACCGUCCCCCGCUCGCACCCUCCCCGUCUCAGCCCUGUCUGCAGAGGCCCGCCUUCCUCCCCGUCCAGAGCCCAGGGGUUGCUGUGGCCGCAGCGUUCCGCCUCUCUCUGGGGGCCUCCCCAGGCGUGGACCUCUGAAGCUACCGACAGACAGCGUCUGGCUCUUCUGGGCUGCAGUGGGCGAGGGCCUGCAGGUUUCCUCCAGCUGGGGAGGACGCAGAGCGGAGGCGGAGGCAGAAGCACUUUCAGGCCCUAGGCCCGGCGGGCUGGGUCGGGUGAAGCGCGUCCAUCAUUCGCCAUCCAGGGCGCGCGCGGCCCUCUUGGGACCUCGCCGGCGACCCGUAGCUCGGGCACGCGCCUGUCGCAGCCCGCAGGAAGGAGGGGGUCCAGCCUGAGGCCCGGCCACCAUGGAGAUCCCCUCGGCCCAGGGCUGGCGUCUGGGGCCUUGGGGACGGCCCUGACCGCCCUCCUCCCUGCCCGGCCUGGAUCGCUGACCUGCCCCCCGCGGCAUUCGGCCACCUCUGCGUCUCCGCCCUCCCCUGGCCGCGCUGCUGCCUGGGCGCGGCGGCGGCGGCGGCGCCCUGUUGAAUGGGCUGUGAGGGCCCAGGUUUGAAGCGCUGGCGAACGCGGCCUCCAGGGGCGCAAGGCAGCAGCAGCGGUGGCGACCAAACGGGUGUUGGAGUUGGCAGCGGCCAUGGAGGGCCUGGCUGGCUAUGUAUACAAGGCGGCCAGCGAGGGCAAGGUGCUGACUCUGGCCGCCUUGCUUCUCAACCGGUCUGAAAGCGACAUCCGCUAUCUGCUUGGCUAUGUCAGCCAGCAGGGAGGGCAGCGCUCCACGCCCCUCAUCAUCGCAGCCCGCAAUGGGCACGCCAAGGUGGUGCGCUUGCUGUUAGAACAUUACCGGGUGCAGACUCAGCAGACUGGCACUGUCCGCUUCGACGGGUAUGUCAUUGAUGGUGCCACCGCUCUUUGGUGUGCAGCAGGGGCAGGACAUUUUGAAGUUGUUAAGCUUCUAGUCAGUCAUGGAGCCAACGUGAACCACACCACAGUAACUAACUCAACCCCGCUACGGGCAGCAUGCUUUGAUGGCAGAUUGGACAUUGUAAAAUACUUGGUUGAAAAUAAUGCCAACAUCAGCAUUGCCAACAAGUAUGACAACACCUGCCUAAUGAUUGCAGCCUAUAAAGGACACACUGAUGUGGUCAGAUACCUUUUAGAACAACGUGCUGAUCCAAAUGCUAAAGCACAUUGUGGAGCCACAGCACUGCACUUUGCAGCUGAAGCUGGGCACAUAGAUAUUGUGAAGGAGCUGAUAAAAUGGCGUGCUGCUAUAGUAGUGAACGGCCAUGGGAUGACGCCAUUAAAAGUAGCUGCUGAAAGCUGUAAAGCUGAUGUUGUCGAACUGUUGCUCUCUCAUGCUGAUUGUGACCGAAGAAGUCGGAUUGAAGCUUUGGAGCUCUUGGGUGCCUCCUUUGCAAAUGACCGUGAGAACUAUGACAUCAUGAAGACAUACCACUAUUUAUAUUUAGCUAUGUUGGAGAGGUUUCAAGAUGGUGAUAACAUUCUUGAGAAAGAGGUUCUCCCACCAAUCCAUGCCUAUGGGAAUAGAACUGAAUGUAGAAAUCCUCAGGAACUGGAAUCCAUUCGGCAAGACAGAGAUGCUCUUCAUAUGGAAGGCCUUAUAGUUCGGGAACGGAUUUUAGGUGCCGACAACAUUGAUGUUUCCCAUCCCAUCAUCUACAGGGGAGCCGUUUAUGCAGAUAACAUGGAGUUCGAACAGUGUAUCAAGUUGUGGCUUCAUGCCCUGCACCUCAGACAGAAAGGUAACAGGAACACCCAUAAGGAUCUUCUUCGAUUUGCCCAAGUUUUUUCACAGAUGAUACAUUUGAAUGAAACUGUGAAGGCCCCAGACAUAGAAUGUGUUUUGAGAUGCAGUGUUUUGGAAAUAGAACAAAGUAUGAACAGAGUAAAAAAUAUUCCAGAUGCUGACGUCCACAGUGCUAUGGACAAUUAUGAAUGUAAUCUCUAUACUUUUCUGUAUUUAGUGUGCAUUUCCACCAAAACGCAGUGCAGUGAAGAAGAUCAGUGCAAAAUUAACAAGCAGAUCUACAACCUGAUUCACCUUGAUCCCAGAACUCGUGAAGGUUUCACCUUGCUGCAUCUAGCUGUCAACUCGAAUACCCCAGUUGAUGAUUUCCACACCAAUGAUGUCUGCAGCUUUCCAAACGCGCUUGUCACAAAGCUCCUGCUGGACUGUGGUGCUGAGGUGAAUGCUGUGGACAAUGAAGGGAACAGUGCCCUUCACAUUAUCGUUCAGUACAACAGGCCCAUCAGUGAUUUUUUGACCUUGCACUCUAUCAUCAUUAGCCUAGUUGAAGCUGGCGCUCACACCGACAUGACAAAUAAACAGAAUAAGACUCCGCUAGACAAAAGUACAACUGGGGUAUCAGAAAUACUACUUAAAACUCAAAUGAAGAUGAGUCUCAAGUGCCUGGCCGCCCGGGCAGUUCGGGCUAAUGACAUUAACUACCAAGACCAGAUCCCCAGAACUCUUGAAGAGUUUGUUGGAUUUCAUUAAGUGACUGGAUAUGUAAAAUCAUUUAAUGUGGUGCUAAAAAGUAAAGGACUUUAAUCACAGACAAUAGAAUUAUGUGUUCAUAAAAUGUGCUUUUCUUUCCACUACCCUUCCUCCCUACUCAUCCUUCCUUAGUUUUGUAUUUGGUCUUCUUGCCUCAUAUGGUUACUGAUUUCAAAUACACUUUAAACAAAACCACAUUGUUUAGGUGUAACUAUAAUCUAAGGUGUUUGGAUAUUGGUCACUUAACUAUUUUUCUUUUUUUUAAGGAAUGAAUAUAAAAUUUUUUGUUUAUGUAAAAAGGGCCCUUAUGAUUUGAAGUUGAUAAUGUUUAAAAAAAAACUGCCUAGAAAAGUAUUUCUGUUAAGCCUGUGUCAGCAUGUUAUUCUCUGCAGCAGUUUUGAGGAUCAUGAAGAAAAACAACGAAAAGGAACAUUAAAAGUAAUGGAAUAUCUAGAUGUUCUGCACAUGCCAAACUGCUCUAGGUAGUUUUCACUCUUCCAUUAUUUAUGUGAAGAGAUCAACGCAUUAUAACGUCAGGAGGAUUUUUAAAAAUAUAACUGCAGAUUAAUCUGAAAAAUGUGCUAACUUAAUAAUAGUUACAAAUUUAUAAAGUUAAAUCCAUUGAAAUUGUUGAAUUAUGCUGGGUGGUACAUAUACAGCAGUAAAUCUUUAAGCAACUUUUCAGAGAAUAUUGAUGGACUAUUUGCCUUUGGGCUUGGACUCUAAAAUGUGUGGAAGUCUCUGUUUUAAUGUAAUUAAUCUAAAUUGCAGCAGUCUGCAUUUGACUCAGCUCACAGACAUGUAAAAAUUAUGAAUGCUGUGUUCUCUCUUAGGAAACAAAUUGUCACAAUAUAGUUAUAUGUUCUUCUUUUGUCCCCUUCUCCCUUUCCUCUUGUGCGGUAUCUUUUAAAAUUGGAAACUACUUUUCCAGAGGGCAUUAUUUGUGCCUCCCUAAGAAGGUUUUUAUGACAGAUGAAAAGGAACUGGGAUAUUUUUAAUUUUUUCACUUUAUUCAGUCUGUGACAAGUAGAAAAAUCACUAGUGUGGUAUAGGAAAUUAAAUGUUUUUGAUAAUAAAAAUAAUUCUCAAUGCCAUUUGGAAAGAUAUUUCUGCCUGAGGGCAGCAAAUUUUGGAACCACAAAAUGUCGCUUAUUCCGACAGGCUGUACAGAGGUCUUUAUGGGUUUUGUUUGUUUGUUUUGUUUUAAUGGCAACAUUGUAAACUGUCAAAAGAAUAUUCUGUGAUUAUCUUUUAAGCAUCACAGAAAUUCAAGUAAAGGGUACACACCUAUUUCUUUCAAUGUUAAAAAUGAUAAAAUAAAAUUAGCUAUAUCUGUAUUUUUCUCUCUAGUGCCAAGUGAAUGCCUUAGCUACUCAUAGUGCAUGGUACUGUAAGUGAAGACCUGCAGCUUUUUUUCUUUAAUGAAAAGCAUUAUAAUGAUGCAGCAACAUCAGAUAUAAACUAAAAAAAACAACAACAAAACCACUGGUAAGGUUUCAGUUAACAUUUUAUGUAUGGAUAUUGCUUUGUGAAGUAUAAGAAAAAGGUUGCAGCCGGAUCAGUAUAAAACAUAAUGACUAAGCCAAAAUCAGCACCUAGGACCUUAAAUAAAAUAGGUACCCCAUGAAAUGAAACACUCUGAAGGAUAGGAGGGAAUGGAUGGGGGUACUUUAAAAACUUCUUCCCCCAAGAACGCGAGAUAAUUUUACUGUGCUGUAGUUAUACUUCACGUGUCUUCUUGCUUCAGUUAGGAAUGUUUUGAUGGUAAACUCUGUCAUAGUAAUAUAUUUCUGUUUUCCUAACCUGAGAUUUUUACAAGGAAGGUUUUUUAGGAUGGUCUAAAGGGAGGUAUUUGAAUGAGCCCUAAUUUGAAAAUUACUGGCCUUGAUCUUCCUGGUGUGAAUCAGGGAACUAUUAUACCCUGCUCUUGGCAACUCUCAUGAAAGAGAAAAUGCUCAUCCUCCAGGUGAGUGAAUCAUGCCUUUUUCACAGCUCAGAUCAGACCCUGUAUUUUUCAGACUUCAAGGCCUGUUUAUUUGACAGUCUGAGGAAUAGCUAUGAUACUUGGUAUUUACUUGGUUCCAUUUUUUUUUUUUUUUUUUUUUGCGGUACGCGGGCCUGUCACUGCUGUGGCCUCUCCCGUUGCGGAGCACAGGCUCCGGACGCGCUGGCUCAGCGGCCAUGGCUCACGGGCCCAGCCGCUCCGCGGCAUGUGGGAUCCUCCCGGACCGGAGCACGAACCCGUGUCCCCUGCAUCGGCAGGCGGACUCUCAACCACUGCGCCACCAGGGAAGCCCUUGGUUCCAUUAUUAAUGCAUAUGAUUUUUAAACAUCAAAACUUAAAAUAUCAGAUAAUGUUGCAUGUUUUAAAAACCAUUUCAUCCCUUUGGCUACCCAGGACGAGAACUAUUUUAGAUAUUACUUACUUAUAAAACGAGGAUAAUGAUUAUCUGUACAUAUUCAGACAUCAAAAUUUAAUGACACUCAGUGUUUUUGAGAAGGGAGGACUAAAUGCUGGAGAGAGUAAAACUGCUGAUUGAAAUGCUGACAAAGCUGGAGAAAAAAAUCUGAAGACAGUGGAAUGGACUAUGAACUUUGCUAAUGGUAACCGAGAUUUUUUUUUUUUAAACUAUGGUAUAGCGGUACAUUGUGCACUAUAUUGCUAAGGAUCUAAUUCUGUCUUGUGAAACGAAUCCAAAUAUGUAUUGUGAAACACCUGUAUAAAACCAUUCUUGAAACAAG